Paramecium pentaurelia is the source of this 1101-nucleotide messenger RNA. Lineage: Eukaryota; Ciliophora; Oligohymenophorea; Peniculida; Parameciidae. The record is from the annotation of a GenBank genome assembly.
AUGAUUACAAAAUUCAUUACUUUUAAAUUGGAUUUGUCAGAAUUCCAUUCCAUCAAAUAAAUUGUAUAGUUGACUAAUGGAUAUACUAUUUUAGGAGAAUAAUUAGUAGAAUAAAAAUUAAGUAUGAAAAGUUACAUAUAUUAGAAUCUAUGACAAUUGCAUUAAAUAAUUAAUUGUUGUUACAUUUUGAAAUAUAAAAUGGAUAAUGCAAAUUUGAAUAGCCAUAUCAAAUUGGAUAAGGACUCUUUAUUUUAUCCAAUAUAGUUGCCAAUGACAACUUUUUAAUUGCAUUAAUUUCAAGGUAGGGAAAUAGAAGCUUAAUUUAAAUCAAUCCAAAAGAAAAAACUAAUAUGUUUCUAAUUCCUAACCUUCCAUAUUAACAGUAUCAUAUUAGUAAUUAGAUAUUAAUUAGAUUGUGAAUCUAAAUUUUAACUGAUUUCAUUUAAUGACAGCAUUAUAUUAAUAGAAAUACACCAAUCAGAACAUUUAUUAAUGUUAGAAAUUCUUAGUCAUCCUAAAGCUUAAAAAACUUAAAUGAAAUGUAAAAUAGGAUAAAAUAUAUAAAUUUAAAAAAUACAUAAUACUAAUUAAAUACUUAUAGUUUUGGAUGAGGAUCUUCAUAUUUUUGAUAUAUCUAAUGAUAUUAUUAAAAUGAAUAAAUAAAUGCCUACAUAAUUUAAGAUUAAAUUUGCAUUAGAAAUUUAAGAUAAAUAAAUUCUAAUUUUGAAAGAUAGAGUUGAUAAAUUUUAUAAAUUUUGUGAUUUUCGUUGUGAUUCAGAUUAUUUUUUUACUUUAAAAUGUAAAGAACUACUUAAUGGAUAAGUUAGUAUUGAAACUGAAAAGAAAUAAUCUAUAAAUUUAGCUAAAUUUAAAGGUGAAUUUUAUAUCUGGAUAAGUACAAUUUAUAAUUGUAAUGGUGAAGAUUUUAAGAUUCUUUAUAUUAAUGCUUUUAAGUUGAACAAUUAAUUACAAGCAUAAUUUAUUGAAAACUAUAAAUUUUGGAAGAGUUAAACAAUAGAAUUUAUUUUUAAAGAUGAAUUCGUACAUGAAUAUAUAUUCUUUAGAGAUUAAUAAACAAUAAAAGGCUUAUAUAUAAGUUGA